CACGGCACAUUUAAUUCCUAUCAGCUGUAUCUCAUUGGAGGAUCUUUUGGACUCCGUGAAUUUGCUCAGAUAAGAUACGAUGUCCACAAACUACAUGGCAAGAUUCUUGCAUUUGUUGCCUCCUCUACCACAGAGCUCCUCUCUGCCUAUCUUUCUUAGUCUGUAAAAGCACAGCGUUUCAAACGGUUGAGUUGAGAUGAUUGGAACUGCAGCAGCAGCAGAGUGUUUAAAUGAGGUUCAGCAUCCACCCAAAAAGGGAAUACAUCUGCGAGUGACUGAACAAGACUAUGCCUUGUUGCUGGCUGGCACAUUCGUGUUGCUGUCCUCAUGUAAGCCAGCUCAGGUUGAUCCAGCUUUGAAAGAAAAAUUGAAACAGAACACUGUGACACUGGAAUCUGAAUAUGAGAAGCUGGAAAAGUCUGACUUGAAUAACUGGGAGAACAUCAGAGGACCCAGUCUGUGGGAAGAUUCCAGGACUGUUCAGAAGCAACGGCGGGAGGCUCUCCAUCUCAAGCAGAGUGACUGAACAAGCCUACUUUGGUGCCUCUGAAAAAAAAAGUCUCUGGGUGGACUUAGUUUUUAAUCCCUGUCAGGAACAGACACGGGAGCAAUUGCACCGAGCAAUUCAUGCUGGCGUAUAUAUAAGUAACUGUGAGAUCAGUCCAAAAGGCACUGUAUUAUAUGAAGCUCUGUGUUUGCAUCCAUUUGCAGAGUACCACAGGCUGUAUGUGAAUUUUCAAUUAAAAAAAGCUGAUUAUUCUACUUAGAAUAUCCCAUUGUUUUUCAAUCUCUAACAUUCAAAAAUGCUUCAGCAAGGAAUAACAUUUCAAGAAUCACUUGUCAGUACCAGAAGUUGUCAUCCUAAUGAGAACAACAGUGCUGUCAUCUAGAUGUGUGUGACCAGAUAAAUGCUGCUUCAGGGAGCCACUGCCUGACUUCAGGCUUUUAAGCUUGGAAGGGACUCUACAGGCGUCUGAGCUGUUUGGAACAGUGAGUCCAUUUUUGGCUAAAUAAUACUCAUGAGUUUUAUUUCCAGGGACUUGACUGUAUAAAGGCAUGUACAGAAUGUCAGCUGGUAAUUGCUGAAAUAACAUUUGUUUAGCUAUGUUUAGAUUUUUAUGAUUAGUUUAUCGAUACCUUUGUGCAGGCAGGACCUCUGCACUGGAAGUUUUCAGUUUAAGUUGGAAACACUCUUCCUCACUAAAAGCUGUGCUGUUUCUCUGUGAGUAAAUAUUGUAGCAGAAUCUUCUUGAACCACUGUGUAGUGGCAAAGCUCAUCUUACCUGUAUUAUUACAUGUGUAUUUGUGCAUGUGCACAGAAAUUUUUUAUCUUUCAGUGGAUUCUUCUGAAAUGCUUGUCUUUUUAUAUUUGUCUCUGUGUGCCAAAUGUUUGUUAGAGGACAUCAUGCCAACAUUCAAGACCCUUCUGCUGAGAGAGUUCAAUGAUGAAGUAUCCAGUUAAUUUUUCAAAUUGACUUCUGGGGAAGAAGCAAAGAUAUUUCUCUUGCAUGAAGGCCUUAAACUUAUCAGUUUUCUUGAUGAACAAAAUACUCACUGAAAUAUCUUGUGUAUUUUUAGUAAUUUGAUCUUCUGCAAAGACCGUUUGGGGAACGGUCAUCUUAUUUCAUCAGUUUUUGAAUUCAGUUGUAAAUAAUUACUUAUAUGGGCAACAUUGCUCAUGUCAUAACUUAGAACCCAGUUUUAGUGGAUUGUUUGCUGGUUGUGGGGUCCUCCCACCCUUCCCUUUUUCAUAGGCACUAAAUCCUGUAGUUUCUGAGGACAUAUUUGUAACUACCUUUGAAGUGGCAUCUCUGGAAAGUGAUGGAUUUAUCUUAGCACCUCAGAAACAAUGACAUGCAGUUGGAAAAUUUUCCAACUUGCUCUUCUCUUCAACUUUCCUUUUGACAGACAGCCCCUAUCUAUUGAUAGUCCACUCAAAGAAAAUUCCACCAUUUUUAUUAA
Molecule: messenger RNA, 1962 nt
Organism: Pseudopipra pipra
Lineage: Eukaryota; Metazoa; Chordata; Aves; Passeriformes; Pipridae
Product: cytochrome c oxidase assembly protein COX16 homolog, mitochondrial
Exons: 6
Coding region: 197-526 (109 amino acids)
Biological process (GO): mitochondrial respiratory chain complex IV assembly
Cellular component (GO): mitochondrial inner membrane
Source: RefSeq, a predicted model, not a curated record